AUGUUUCGCUCCCGGUUAAGGACGUCCGGCCUGGCCCUCGCCCAGAGCCUGCGACCCUCGACGACGACGACAACCUCGACAGCUUCCAGAUUCGCCGCGCCGCUCGCCGCGCGCUCCAUUCACCAUGUCCCGGCGCUGACCCACGACUUCUCCGAGGGCGUUCCCAACCUCAUGAGCCCUGGCGGCUUCAACAUUGCCUGGUCAGAGUACAUGGCCUUGACGGUCGAGAAGCUCAAUGCCCUGACAGCUGGCACUGAGCUCGAAGACAAGGACACCAAGACUAUCGCCCUCAUGACCGCUCGCGAACCCAACCAGGCCCCCAUCUUCAACUACGCCUCAAUGGCGCACAAUAACCACUUCUUCUUCCAGGGCAUCGCUCCUGCUCCCGUCGCCAUGCCCGAGCAGCUGCGCGCCGAGCUCGAGGCCUCCUUCUCCUCGGUCGAGACGCUCCGUCGCGAGUUUAUACUUACGGCGUCGGCCAUGUUCGGCCCUGGCUUCGUCUGGCUCGUCAAGACCGGCCCCGCCGCCUACCGCGUCCUGUCGACCUACCUCGCCGGCUCUCCCUACCCGGGCGCCCACUGGCGCGCUCAAUCGACCGAUAUGAACACUGUCGGCGACCAGGGCACAGCCCGAUCCUACUUCCGCAACCAGCUCCAGGGCACGCAACAUCGUGCCGGCAACCUGCCCCCCGGCGGCAUCGAGCUGCAGCCUCUGCUGUGCCUCAACACCUGGGAGCACGCGUGGCUCCUGGACUGGGGCGUUGGCGCUGGCGGCAACGGUGGCAAGGCUGCGUUUGCGGAGGCUUGGUGGGAGCUUGUCAACUGGGAGCUUGUUUCCAGCAGGGCUGGCCUUACUCGCCCUGCCCUCAAGGGUGCCAACUAA
Molecule: messenger RNA, 882 nt
Organism: Akanthomyces muscarius
Lineage: Eukaryota; Fungi; Ascomycota; Sordariomycetes; Hypocreales; Cordycipitaceae
Exons: 2
Coding region: 1-882 (293 amino acids)
Biological process (GO): superoxide metabolic process
Molecular function (GO): superoxide dismutase activity; metal ion binding
Source: RefSeq, a predicted model, not a curated record